AUGGGUCGCUUAGCAGAGAUGCAAAGGAAGCUCCUCGAGCAAAUGAUGGGCCCGGAGGCAAUGGGUGUAUCCAACGCCAACCUCCACUGGUCCGACGAGAAAGUAUGCAAGAACUUCCUCUGCGGAACCUGCCCCCACACCCUCUUCACCAACACAAAAAUGGACCUCGGCGCAUGCCCCAAGUCGCACACGGAGCGGCUGAAGACCGAGUUCCUGGCCGCGCGCGAGGCGAACCCGACCGACCCCAUCUUCGCGCGCUUCCAGACGGAGUACGAGUCCAACAUCUUCGCGUUCGUCGACGAGUGCGACCGCAGGAUCCGCGCCGCGCACAGGCGGCUGGAGAAGACGCCCGAGGAGAACGCGAAGACGACGAACUUGAUGAGGGAAAUUGCGGAGAUCGAGCUUGCCAUUCAGGGUGGUACCGAGAAGAUUGAGACGCUCGGUGAGCAGGGCAAGGUGGACGAGUCUAUGAGGGAGAUGGCGGCCAUUGAGGCGUUGAAGAGCGAGAAAGCAGACAAGGAGCGAGAACUGCAACAACUCACCGACACGUCGGGCGCGUCUGGCCACCAAAAGCUCCGUGUCUGCGACGUUUGUGGUGCUUACCUCUCCGUCCUCGACUCCGAUCGUCGUCUCGCCGACCACUUCGGUGGUAAGAUGCAUUUGGGUUACCACGAGCUCCGCAACAUGUUGCUGAAGUUCAAGGAGGAGCGCGAGAAGCGCAAGGCCGCGGGCCAGCCCAUGGGACCUCCCGCAGGCGUUCCCGGCUCUGGUGCGCCCCCAGGUGCCACGCCCGGGCGCGGCGGAGACCGCGACUUCCGCUCAUCGCGGGAUGACUACCGCGACCGUGAGCGGGGCGGUUACGGCGGGGGACACUCGUCGCGAUACGAGUGA
Molecule: messenger RNA, 891 nt
Organism: Trametes versicolor FP-101664 SS1
Lineage: Eukaryota; Fungi; Basidiomycota; Agaricomycetes; Polyporales; Polyporaceae
Product: LUC7-domain-containing protein
Exons: 6
Coding region: 1-891 (296 amino acids)
Biological process (GO): mRNA splice site recognition
Cellular component (GO): U1 snRNP; U2-type prespliceosome
Molecular function (GO): mRNA binding
Source: RefSeq, a predicted model, not a curated record